Podospora anserina S mat+ is the source of this 1926-nucleotide messenger RNA. RefSeq lists its product as uncharacterized. Gene Ontology annotation, molecular function: DNA binding; zinc ion binding; DNA-binding transcription factor activity, RNA polymerase II-specific. Bases 1 to 1926 code for a protein of 641 amino acids. The record is from RefSeq and is a predicted model, not a curated record. Gene Ontology annotation, biological process: regulation of DNA-templated transcription; DNA-templated transcription. The transcript is spliced from 3 exons. Lineage: Eukaryota; Fungi; Ascomycota; Sordariomycetes; Sordariales; Podosporaceae.
AUGGGGCGCAAGCGGGCUUGCGAUGCGUGUCACAAGAGAAAGAUUCAGUGUGAACCUGCCCAUCCCUCCUGUGACUGGUGUAAACACCAUGACCUCGAAUGCACCUUUGAUCGUGAGAUACGCCCGAGGAAGAGGGGCGUGUCCAAGAAGCCAUCGAGCACAAAAUUAAAUAACAGGCCGAGUCCUCACGCACCUGAAGAGAUCCUGACCCACAAGCUGCAGCCGCUCAAGGCUCUGUUGACGGACCCUCUGACCGCUCCAGCGCCGCUGUCCUCUUCCACAAACGCCUUCUCCCCGUGCAGAGAUCCCGAGGGUCUGCCUCCACCGUCCCCCGUAUCUAGCUCCCGGCCCUGUUUCGGCAAGCUGCACUUUGCCGGGUACCACCUUGGCGAGAUCAGCUCGUACAACGGAGUUCCGCAUUUCUCGACCACGGGCCGGGAGUGGAUUCACUCCCGUGCCGGCCAGGCCCCCGUAUUUCCUGCCGUGUGGGAUGACGAUGAAGUUGACCACGGUGCGCCGCAGCUGGGCAAGGAGGAUGUGCUGCCGCCCAUCGAGGAGCCGCCGUCCCUGCCGGACAGGGCCGUGACCGAUCGAUACCUCGCCUUCUUCGGCACCUCUCACUUCAGGUUGGUGUUCCCUGUGUUGGACACUGUUCUGUUUGAGGAGAUCAUAGACACCGCCUACGGCCUGGGAAGCCCCGGUCCCCAUGAGCUUCUUGUUGCCAAAACCUGUGUCUUUGCCUUUCUAUGCAUGGUGACCUUAUUUGUGGGCUCCGAAUCGCCGGUAGUGCCGCCAAUAGAAGGAGACGUGAUGGCUGCAAAGGCUCAGCAUUUGCUCCCAGCCGCGCUGCGUCGCGAUUUUACUCUGACUAGUUUGCAGACCAUGAUCAUGUUGCUCUUUGCCGGCCGGGUUCAGUCCUCUCUCAUAUGUCUCUCCCUCGCCUGUCGCAUCAUGUUUAUGCUGGGCGCACACACCAUCGCCAACCCUUGGUCAUCCUCUUCGCCGGCGUCGCGGGCAUCAAAGCUUCUCCGCAAGCUCUUUUGGUUGACCUACAACUUUGACAAGGAGCUCUCUCUGCGUACUGGCCAGCCGCCUUGCAUCCCAGACGAACAUUGCGACCUGUCGCUGCCGCCCAACUAUGCCCUGACUCAGUACCUCGACCGGUAUAUGCAAGUCGACCACGAUGAUGAGACCAUGAUCCCAAGCUUGCCUGGCGACUUGAGGUUGACGCUCAUCAAGUCAAAAACAUGUCAGCUGCUCUACUCGGCCGAAGCCCUCCGCAAGACAGACGCCGAGCUGUUGCGGAAUAUACGAGAACUCGACGAUGAGCUGGAAAAGUGGCGGCUCUCUGUCCCGCUCAAACACAGGCCCGCCCUUUCGAUUUCCCGCCAUGUGGGAGUCAACAAAGCCCUGAGUGAAGCCCACGACAGUGUUCGAACCAUUGUCAUCAAUUUUGAGUAUCAUUACCUGGUAGCCACCAUCCACCGCGCCACGGGAAGAUGUCGGGCUUGGGGCGCUCAUGGCGAGGUGGUGCCUGGUGAGGAGAUGAAGGGCGUCAGCUCUAGUCUGGCUCUGAGUGUAGAAGCUAGCCGUUCUACGUUGCUCUACCUGAGGAGUGCGCUUCCCGUGCUGAUGGCGCCAGAGGUAUUCUGUAUGAUGCUGUUCUACCCCAUGUCGGCAGUUCUCAACAUCUUCUGCAGCGUCUUAUUAAACCCCCUGGAGCCACAAGCGGAAGCUGAUGUCGCAUUGUUAGACUCGGCGCCUGAAAUGAUCAGGAAUAUGAGGAUCAAGCAGGUUGCCAAAAAUGAGAUACUGCAGCUCAAACUAGUUGAAGAGUUCAUUACUGAACUGUCCAGGCUCAGCCGGUGUGCUAUUGUCGAGGCGGCCAGAAGACAUGGAGUUAUGGAUAUCGACGGGGGAGGGUAA